Molecule: messenger RNA, 870 nt
Organism: Daldinia vernicosa
Lineage: Eukaryota; Fungi; Ascomycota; Sordariomycetes; Xylariales; Hypoxylaceae
Exons: 2
Coding region: 218-631 (137 amino acids)
Source: RefSeq, a predicted model, not a curated record
GGGGUUGCUGUGAUAUAUAAAAUGUGAAUGGUUGCCCGGCUGGUAGGUUGAUAUUUUGGUCUCCUAAGUAACAAGAGAAUUCAAGUUCACCUGUAGUUACAAAGACUUCAUAUCUACAAUUUAUAAAGUCAAGCCGUCAUAAUUCCUAAUUCAUCCUUUUCUCUCUAACUACCCAAACAAAAACAACAACAACAACCAACCAACCCCAUAAUCCAAAAUGGUUUCCAUCAAGUCCCUCCUCGCCACUGCCCUCGCAGCCCUCCCCCUCUCAUCCGCCUACAUCACCAACAUCGCGGCUCCCGCUUCGGCCAAAGCCGGCUCGACCGUCUCCGUGACGCUCACGGCAGCCAUCUACAUCCAGAACUGGGAUGACUUCGGCAUCGUAUGGGGUCUAGCGCCCGAGGCCUGGGACUGCGGCGACAUCGUCUGCGUCGGCCGGCGCGUCGCCUACACCUCUCUGUUCCCUGACAACCAGCCCCAGCCCGGCCAGUUCACCAUCGACGUCCCCAUCCCGGACUCCUUCACUGCUGGUGACUACAAGCUCGUUGCUGCGAUCCCGUAUCUCGUCGGCGCUUCUGGCAUGACCCAGAUCCAGAGCCACAGUGCCAACAUCACCAUCGAGGCCGCGUAAGGCAGGUAAUACCUAAGCUGCCUAGGAGUUGGGAGUUGGCGUAUCUUACCGUAUGCUUGGAAAGUUCUCGGAAAGCUAGAUGAUCAUGACGAUUCUGCGAGGAAUCAGCUACGAAUUUGCAUAGCAUGCACACGUACAUGCACAGGCGUUAAGUGUACAGAAACGAUUGUAAUUUUGGGACUGCAUUGCGUUUUAGCCAUAGCAUGAAUUUAUUAUUUUAAGUGCUGAUGCGAACACGU